AUGCCUGCUCUCCGGCUGUUGCGCAUUUAUCUCCGGAACCUAUGGAAUCCUCAAUUCUCACUUUAUUUAUUGAUUUUUGUCAUUAAAAAAUCACCAUUUCGUUACCGAAUAUUUCAAUCCAUACGGUAUCAUCUUAUCUGUCCUAUUGGUAGUUGUACACUGAACCAUAUGGCUUGCGUAGCCGAUAUAACAAUGUUGGCAGAUACUGAAUCAAGAAAUUAUGUGAGAGACUCUUUCGAGAAAGUUUACGGUAGUUUAGAAGGUUUGAACAUGAAGACGUUGAUUUUUUCGGAAGUUUCAUCUCGAGGGGUCUAUCGAUCGUGGUUUGGUACCUUGUUUGUGACUGUGUUAGCAUCUUAUUCGAUCACUUUAUAUUUUGUACUUGGGUACAAGAUAAUGGCCAGUUUGAACCAAGGAUUGGAUUAUAGGAGUGAUCGUACGCUUCAACUGCAACGACGGUUGUUUUCGGCGUUGGCAAUCCAAACAGCGAUUUCAAUUUGUGUUAGCUUCAUGCCUUGCAUUCCGGUUUUGUAUGGAUCGGCAAUUCGGAUUGACUUUUUGAGCUGGGUCAACAGGAUGUCUUCGGUCGGCGUUUCGUUUUUCCCAUUUCUUGAUUCACUGGCCGUCACAAUGUGCAUUCCAGCUCUUCGAUAUCGCGUAUUUUGUCGAAUUCGAAAUGUUUCUCCUAAUCUGUCAAAUCGUGUUUAUAGCAGUUCGAGAAUUUGA
This is a messenger RNA of Caenorhabditis briggsae, 726 nucleotides long. The transcript has 4 exons. The record is from RefSeq and is a predicted model, not a curated record. Bases 1 to 726 code for a protein of 241 amino acids. NCBI's taxonomy places the organism in Eukaryota, Metazoa, Nematoda, Chromadorea, Rhabditida, Rhabditidae.